Messenger RNA from Drosophila ficusphila, 1773 nucleotides. RefSeq lists its product as uncharacterized. Bases 1 to 1773 code for a protein of 590 amino acids. NCBI's taxonomy places the organism in Eukaryota, Metazoa, Arthropoda, Insecta, Diptera, Drosophilidae. The transcript has a single exon. The record is from RefSeq and is a predicted model, not a curated record.
AUGGCUUGGUUGGUAGUUUUGCUCCUCUGCCUGGGAAGGGUUGAAGCCCAAUUCCCUGAUAUCUCCGAUCGAGGAGAACACGAUACAGAAAGAGGUUUGCUCAGCCUUAUUUUUAAGCUCAGGCAUGAAGAGGUCUUCGAUACCCUGCUUGUGUACGGGGAGGAUUGUGUAUUUCACUCCCUAAUUAGGAGCUUGGACUUACCCACGGUGCUGGUGUCUUCGGGCAGCACCAAUUUUGACUGGGAUUUCACCACUCUUACUCUGAUUCUUAGUUGCGGUCCUGAAGCGGAGGAGGAGUCGACCUACCGGACCCUCAUAAAGCUGCAAAGAAACAGGCGUUUGAUCUACUUACAAGAAGACAUUCAACCAAGUUCUGUGUGUGAAAGAUAUUCGCAAAGGGAGCAGUUCAACAUUGCCAUGGUAAGAAAAGACUUUGGCAAGUCAGGAAUCGUUUACGCCUGCCGCGUCUUUCAAGACAGAAACUUUGAAGAAGUGAGCCUAACUGAGCAGAAGCCAAUUUAUGUUGAAAACUUUCGAAAUAUGCGCGGGACAGCCAUCAGAGUAGUAGCUGAUCUCAGGCCACAUCGAUCGAUGGUGUAUCGGAAUGCGAACAGAAGUGACAUGAAGGUAAAGGGCUAUGUGGCGAAUCUGGUUAAUAACUUUGCGGACAAGGUGAACGCCACCUUGCACUUUGACCUCUUACCCGAUGAGCUCACCCUUAAGGAGAUUGCGAGAAGAGCUCAGAACGAUGAGCUCGACAUUGGCAUUUCUGUGGAAUUCUCUUUGAUGACAAAGAACACCGACACAACCAGCUACCCGUACCUCUUCACCUCGUACUGCCUGAUGGCUCCGGUUCCGGCCAAGCUGCCCUACAACCAGGUCUAUGCGAUGAUAGUGGACCGCCUCGUCCUGGCCAUUAUCUUCGUGAUCUUCUGUCUGCUCUCCGUGCUGCUGAUUUACAGCAAGAACAUGUCCUGGCGGGACUUAAAACUCUCCAACGUGCUCUUGAAUGACAUUAGCCUCCGCGGACUUCUGGGCCAGUCCCAUCCGUUUCCCUCGAACGCAAACAAGCAGCUGAGGAUGAUCUUCUGCAUCCUGUGCUUCGCCAGCAUCAUGCUGACCACCAUGUACGACGCCUACCUGCAGUCCUUCUUCACGGAUCCCCCGUCUGGGUUUCACUUUCGCUCUUUCGAGGACUUUGCCAAGGUUCCACAAAAGCUUGCCAUUAACGCACUCGAGGCCAAGGUAAUGAUAAACACAGGCAACGAACUGUUCCUCGGAAUUAACAAGGAUUACCUGGCCAUCUUCGACAACUGGCAAGAAGCAGUUGCUCUGCGAAACGCCUUCAACACCAGCUACUAUUACGUGGUAACCGGAGAACGCUGGAGGGCCUACGCAGAGCAGCAGUCGCUCUUCAAGGAGCCACUCUUCUACUUCGCAAAGGACCUCUGCUUCUCGCAAAUGCUCUUCAUGUCCAUUCCGCUGCGAAGACACCUUCCCUAUCGCCACCUCUUUGAGGAGCACAUGCAGCGGCAGCACGAGUUCGGACUGGUUAACUACUGGAGGGGCCACAGCUUCUUCGACAUGGUGAGACUCGGACUGGCUCCCCUAAAGGAUCCCAGUCAGCCCAGGGAGCGCAACCCAAGUAUAGUGCUGGACGACGUCUCGUGGGUAAUGAAUCUCUAUCUGCUUGCUUCUCUGGUUAGCAUCUGCUGCUUUCUCUUGGAAGUGGGAGGAGAAAGGUGGAGGCGGUGGCGGAGGUCGAGGGGUUAA